UGAUCCAGCCUUUGAGCUUGAUAUUGCCUGGUUCACCAGAUCACAGCUUGUGGUGUCACAUCCAAUCACGCAUCUUGCCAAGCAGGUCGCACAAGUAGCAGCUGUGAUACAAGUUUAGUCGGAUGGUUCAGCUGCGCAACCAGCGCAUCGCAUCGCAUUGACAUUGCCAUAUAUCGCGCCCAACCACCGCUGGGCAUCGCAUUCGCCCUCCGCUCUCCGAAAACCCCACUCCCGAUAUCUACACCAAGACACAACCACAUCACCACCGCCACUAUGAUCUUCCGCCGCACCCUCUAUACCUUCUGGCGCCUCUCCGAAAUCAUCACCCUCAUCCCCGUCAUCGGCAUGCUCGCCUGGUUCGUGCACGGCUACGUCGAGAGCAACCAGUUGACCCCGAACUUCAUCCUGAUCCUGUUCAUCGUCUCCGUGCUGGCCGGCGCCUGGGCCCUCGUCACUCUCUUCCACGUCGGACACAGCGGUCACUUCAUCGGGUUGGUCGACCUGGGCUUCGUGGGCGCCUUCAUUGCAGCCGUCUACGAGAUGCGCGCCAUAACUGAGGUGAGCUGCUCGAACUUCGAGGCCGGGAAGAUCUACAUCAAUCUUGGGCCGUUCGGGUACUAUGGGCGAGAAGGCGGAAACGAGUGGUCGGUGAACCUCAAUAAGAACUGCGCGAUGUUGAAGGCCAGCUUUGCGUUUGGGAUCAUGAAUACCCUGUUCUUCUUCUUCACAGCGUUCCUGGCAUGGUGGAUGCACCGCUCUAAUGAUAAGGAGGUCGUGCGCCACUCCCAUCGUGGUUCGUACUCUGGCAGCCCGCGUCGUUCGCAUCAUUCGCGUCAUAGCCACCGCAGCUCGAGGCGCUAUUACGUUUAGAAGGCGUUUCCCAAACAUCAUAUCUGCUUUACGAGGAUUUCCGGACGAUAAUGCUCGAUUCACGGUUCAACGAGAGACGCCGAAUCCAGGCUCGGUUUUGUAUCUGUUCAUACAGUCUCUUCCAUUUCCUGUUGGUUAUUUGACGAGGGGGACGGACAUGACGAUCUCAAUUCGUAGAUUCCCUUGAUCGAUUUCCCAUUGUGGCGGUUCCAACAAAGGAGCCCUGCAUCUAAUGAGUCACGAUGAUGAUUUCCUACGCUUUCCAAACUAUUUCGAGUUCGUAUUGUGUACCGGUAGUGUAGAUAUCCAAUUCAUGGCUGGCCAACCGGACUUUUAUCUAAACAAUGCUAGGCAUGAGCAAAUGCUGUAGACCCCACUAUUCUAU
This is a messenger RNA of Eremomyces bilateralis CBS 781.70, 1255 nucleotides long. RefSeq lists its product as uncharacterized. NCBI's taxonomy places the organism in Eukaryota, Fungi, Ascomycota, Dothideomycetes, Eremomycetales, Eremomycetaceae. Bases 274 to 870 code for a protein of 198 amino acids. The record is from RefSeq and is a predicted model, not a curated record. The transcript is spliced from 2 exons.